This is a messenger RNA of Oikopleura dioica, 468 nucleotides long. Lineage: Eukaryota; Metazoa; Chordata; Appendicularia; Copelata; Oikopleuridae. The record is from the annotation of a GenBank genome assembly.
AUGGACGAGCUCGACGUUCACGGAGGUCAGGACGAUUACUCUGACGAGGAUGUCGUCCAUGAUAUCAAGAAGCGAGCUUCGAGAAAGAAGGGUCGAGGAAUCGACGAUAUCGUAAAGCGAGAGGACGUUGACUACGAGACUAUGGAACAGGAUGGAGACGAGCCCGGCCCGCAACGAUCCGUCGAAGGCUGGAUUCUCUUCGUCACUGGAAUCCACGAGGAAGCUUCGGAAGACGAGGUUUUCGACAAGUUCUCAGAGUUCGGCGAGAUCAAGAAUCUUAACUUGAAUCUCGAUCGCCGAACCGGUUUCCUCAAGGGAUACGCCCUCAUCGAAUACGAAAUGUUCAAGGAGGCACAGAACGCCAUGGAGACUCUUCAUGGAUCCGAACUGUUCGAACAAAAAAUCGAAGUCGACUGGGCCUUCGUUCGAGGCGGUCUUCCCGGCGCCAAGAGCUCUUCCCGAAAAUAG